Messenger RNA from Vicugna pacos (alpaca), 1785 nucleotides. Lineage: Eukaryota; Metazoa; Chordata; Mammalia; Artiodactyla; Camelidae. The record is from RefSeq and is a predicted model, not a curated record.
AUGGAGGCAGGGGAGAAGGGCCUCCAGCUGGUGCACCUGCUGACCCGGUGGCUCCUGCGCGCCCUCAGGACACCAAAUGCAGCUCCACUAGGGUGGUCUUCUCCAUCAACCUGCAGUAAGGAGGGGAGGGGGUGGUCAGCCACUCGGGCCAGGCCAGCCAGAGAGCAGGGUCCGAUCAAGAGGAAGGGGCGCUGGCAUUCCAGGUUGGCCCCGGAGUCCCUGGACCCACACACUCUGCGGCUGCUGUGGGGGCAGCGGGAGCUGGAGAUCCAGGCCCUGCGGUGGGCCAUCCAGAAACCCCGGAAUGGCCGGCACUACCAUAUCCUGCGGGAGGUGGCUGGGCUUCCACCUGAGAGGAGCUCACGCAGUCAGGAAAAGUUCCUGCAAAAUCAGGUCCAAAAGCUGACUCUGCAGUUGAAAGAGCAGAAGGAACAGGCCCAGCUGGAGAAGGCACGCCUGGAGGAGCGGCUGCUGCAGAUGCGAAACAUGCUGCAGCAGAUGGAGGCCGAGUUGCAGGCCUUCCGGAAGUCCUGCCUCCUGCAGCUGGCCCGCUCCUCCUGGGUGGGCCGCAUACUGAGAUCUUCAACGGGCAGUGUGGAGGUGGUGACGGCAGAGACCCUGAUGGACCCCAGCGACCUCUCUGAGAGCGAUCAGGCCCCCACUGCUGGGGAGAGUUUCCGGCUGGAGGAUGUGGACUGGAACAGCAUCGCUCACCAGUACCCCAACCUCUUCACCAACAUCAAGUCCAACUCAGAUCAAAAGCGCCCUUGGGCCCCACCGCCCCCACAGCUCCCACCAGCCACACUAUCUGACCAGCGGAGCUCGGAGCUGUGCUGUCGGCGCAGGGAACAGCGUCUCAAGAGUGUACAGUGGAGCUCCCUGCCCUUGGUUGGCAACAGCAGUUCAGGGAGCACUGGCUCCGAAUCCAGCAGCUGCCAGCUGGCUGCGUGUAAUUGCGUGCAGAAAGUGACAGGGGACCAUCCCCAGGCACCAGGCUGCACUUCUGAGCAGAUGGAAGCACAGGCAUGGAGCCUUUGCGAGGACAGUCAGGCAAUAUCUGAAGAUCUCCGGAAAACCCACUGGGGCCAGCAGGGCAAGACCGUCCAGGUGCUGGAGUCCAGUGAGGAUCCCCACCCCCAGGAGCCCCGGCGCUGUCUCAGCCCCACCGGCUCCUGCCUGAAGAUCGUGGCCGUGAGCCACCGCCAGAGGUUCGUGCGCAUCCUCAACCAGUCGCUGGAGGAGACCGCCGACCUGAGUGGCUUCGUGCUGCGGCAGCUGGUGCGCGACUUCCCUGUGUGCAUGUACCGCUUCCCGCCUGGCACCCUGCUGGCGCCACAGCACCACAUCACGGUGCGUUUGGCUCCUCGGACGUGGAGAGGGGGCGGACAGCGAGGAGGGGGCACCGGCGACGACCCCACCCCAUCACUGUCCUGCGCAGAGGCGAAGCCGGGCCUCGAUGACGGCCAGGCUAGGAAGGAAUGCAAGGUCCGGGUGUGCUGGAAGAGCGUGGACCGCGGCUGUCCCAUGGUGGCGCUGUCGGUGCAGAGCACCGCCGAGAGCAGGUUCGGCUUCCGCUUCCUCAGCUGCCCGCCCAUCAUCGCGGACGCGGGCCGGCCGGUGUAAGGCCGGUGGGGAGCGGCCGUCCAGGCGACUGGCUACCCCCAGCCGUCUCGGUGACUGCAGGGCAGGGCCGUACGGGAAGAAAGCGCCGAAGGCCGGCGAUGCUAGCUGCAUAAUUUAUUGAAUCAACACCGCCUCCCAAGUAAACUACAUUUCUGUACCUGA